Phycodurus eques (leafy seadragon) is the source of this 1992-nucleotide messenger RNA. It is a transcript of the gene kcnj1a.1, whose product is annotated as potassium inwardly rectifying channel subfamily J member 1a, tandem duplicate 1. The coding region runs from base 110 to 1231 and encodes 373 amino acids. Gene Ontology annotation, cellular component: plasma membrane. Gene Ontology annotation, biological process: potassium ion import across plasma membrane; regulation of monoatomic ion transmembrane transport. Gene Ontology annotation, molecular function: ATP-activated inward rectifier potassium channel activity. The record is from RefSeq and is a predicted model, not a curated record. The transcript has 2 exons. NCBI's taxonomy places the organism in Eukaryota, Metazoa, Chordata, Actinopteri, Syngnathiformes, Syngnathidae.
UCUCCCAUUCAACUGUGAAGAGGACCAAAGAGGUGGAGCUGGAAAUCAACACUUAGCUGGAUGUGUCUCAAACUACUUCACAUUCAUAGAAGUUGUGGACUUGUAGAAAAUGUUUGGACCUUUCAGCAAACAUCUCCAGAGCUACCUGGCUGAGCGAAAGAGUCGUAGGACCAGGCUGGUGAACAAAGACGGCCAUUGCAACAUUGAAUAUGGAAACAUUAAGUACAGCAAAUACUUUGCUUUCAUAACCGACUUCUGGACAACAUUCGUGGAGAUCCGGUGGCGUUUUGUGCUCUUCUUCUUCAUUGCGUCUUUCACCCUGAGCUGGUUCAUUUUUGGCCUGCUCUGGUACUGGAUUGCCCGUAGUAAUGGAGAUCUGACAUGGCAGGCGCCCCCGGCGGACCACACGCCUUGUGUCGAUAAUGUUGUUGGACUCACCACUGCGUUCCUGUACUCCCUUGAAACCCAAACCACCAUUGGGUACGGUGGUCGAGCCCUCACUCCUGUGUGCCCCGGUGCAGUGGCAGUUCUCAUCAUCCAGUCUCUUCUUGGAGCAGUUAUCAACUGCUUCAUGUGCGGAAUCAUCUUAUCCAAAAUUUCCUUACCUAAAAAGAGAGCUAAGACCAUCUCAUUUAGUGACAUGGCUGUUAUCAGCCCAAAGAAUGGCACACUCUGCUUGUCAAUACGGGUAGCCAACCUUCGCAAGACCCUCAUGAUAGGAAGCCAGAUCUAUGGCAAACUGUUGAGAACCACCAUUACAGCAGAUGGUGAGGCGAUUAUCAUGGACCAGGUGAACAUUGACUUCAUGGUGGACGCUGGAAAGGACAACCUUUUCUUUGUGUGUCCGCUCACACUUUAUCACAUCAUCAAUAAAAGCAGUCCUUUCUUUGAGAUGGCGGUGGACACUCUCCACAAGCAAGAGUUUGAGCUGGUCGUGUUCUUGGACGGUACCGCUGAGUCCACCAGCUCCUCCUGUCAAGUCCGGACCUCCUUUAUUCCUCAGGAGAUCAUGUGGGGCUACAAUUUCCUGCCCAUCAUCUCCCGAAGCAAAGAAGGUAAAUACAGGGUAGAUUUCUCCAACUUUUCCAAGGUGGUGCCUGUGGCCACUGCACACUGCGCCUACUGUUUCCACAACAUCAAAGGUCAUCACCACCACUCCAAAGAUGGAAUUGACAACCAGGGUUUUGAGGUGAUUGAUAUUCAUGAUUCUUCAAGCAUCACUAAGAUGUAAGACCACAGAGAUGGUGAACAAGACACUUGGCCUUUUACCGCUCUCUUAUGAACGAACCUCUUAAGCAUCCCAAAGUAUAUUUGGGAAAACAGUUAAUUUUAGAUGAAGCAAACCUCAUUAUAAUUUGGAAAAUGUGUGGAUCAAUUGAGUUAUAGCGAACAAUUCUUUUAUGUAUGUACUGUAUGUAAAAACACACCUGUCAAAGUCUUAUCAGCCAAAACCCUGUUUUCAGACGAGGUGCCAUGUCAUGAAAAUGUCUUGGUUGAAAUACCAGAAGAGAAAAAGAUGAAUAUAGGUCUUCUCACAAGAUAAAUAUACUCAAAUGAGCGCUUGCUGUGACUGAAGAGGAGUUGCUGUAAGUUACCUCAGGCCCUGCACAUCGGGUUUACUGAGGAUAGCAAAAGACUGUAUUUUUCUGUGUAUGAAUCUUACUUGAACAACUUGUUUUGGGUGCCUUGCAAUUGUCAUGGAUGAGAAAACAAUAUUAGUGCUUGUUUAAUAAUUCAUGCCUGUGUAGUCUGCCAUACACAAAAAGACACUAGGGCUUGAAACAUUAGCCUUUGUUUAUCUAUUCCAGCACAGACACUCACAUUGGUUUAAUGUGGAACUUUUGCGUGACUAUGUAGUGGGAGAACAAUGUUCUCUGGGAAACACUUAAUUAUUGGCUUCGUGCAGCCUGAACUAUUGAAUGAAAUCAAAUAUUAUUUGUUUUUUAAUUAUUAUUUGAUCUCAGGGUUGAAACAGCCAAAAUAAAACUAUUU